AUGUCUAGAGUCAAAAGAAUUGCAAAAGAAUUAGAGGAAUGUCGUCAAGAUAAACAAUCAGGAGUUAAACUUGAAUUAAAUAGUGAAUCAGAUUUAACUAAAUUAACUGGAUUUUUUAAAGGUCCUCCUGGUACACCAUAUGAAAAUGGAUUAUUUCAAGUAUCAAUAGAUAUUCCUCAAGAAUAUCCUUUUAAACCACCAAAAAUGAAAUUUACCACCAAAAUUUAUCAUCCAAAUAUUUCAUCAGUAACAGGUGCAAUAUGUCUUAAUAUUUUAAAAGAUAAAUGGACUCCAGUACUUACUUUAAAAUCAACUUUAAUUUCUUUACAAUUAUUAUUACAAUCUCCUGAACCAAAUGAUCCUCAAGAUGCAGAAGUUGCAAAACACUAUUUAAGUAAUAAAUCAGGUUUUGAAGAAACUGCUGCUUAUUGGACAAAAUUAUAUGCAAAUGAUGAUUCAACCACCAAAAAUGGAGAUGGAAAUGAUAAAAUUGAAUUAAAUGAUUGUGCAUUAUAUGGAAUUGAUGAUGAAAUCGUUACACAAUUUGAAAAUAUGGGUUUCCCAAGAGAUAAAAGUAUUGAAGUUUUAAGAAGAAUGGGUAUAAAAAGUUUUAAAAAUUUAAAUAAUAAAUCAGAAGUUGAAAAUAAAAUUUUAGAAGAAUUACUAAAAGAAUAA
Messenger RNA from Lodderomyces pseudojiufengensis, 675 nucleotides. Its product is annotated as E2 ubiquitin-conjugating protein. Bases 1 to 675 code for a protein of 224 amino acids. The record is from RefSeq and is a predicted model, not a curated record. Lineage: Eukaryota; Fungi; Ascomycota; Pichiomycetes; Serinales; Debaryomycetaceae. The transcript has a single exon. Gene Ontology annotation, molecular function: protein binding.